This is a messenger RNA of Brachypodium distachyon (stiff brome), 3113 nucleotides long. Its product is annotated as protein GRIP. The transcript has 21 exons. Bases 176 to 2740 code for a protein of 854 amino acids. Lineage: Eukaryota; Viridiplantae; Streptophyta; Magnoliopsida; Poales; Poaceae. Gene Ontology annotation, biological process: reciprocal meiotic recombination. The record is from RefSeq and is a predicted model, not a curated record.
UUCCCCGCCCCCCGCCCCCUCCCUCAAUCUUUGCCACCGACGGCGAAACCACCCAUCUGCCCCCCGCCCAGUGGAGAUCCGGAUUUGGCUUCCCUCGUAAACCCUAAUCUAACCCCACUCCUCGCUAAUCCAGUCCACUCCUUCGACGGUCGCCUUCUCCCUCCGAUCUCGACCGAUGCCACGUCCACGCGGGCGCAGAUCCGGUUCGGCGAGGACGGAUCCCAAAGAGGGCACCGCGCCACCGGCGCCGGAACAGGCGGCUGGUCCGCCGCCACAGGAAGAGUCCGCUGCGCCGGUGGAGGAAGAGAGCGCGGUGCCAGUGGCGGAAGAGAGCGCGGGGCCAGUGGAGGAAGAGAGCGCGGCGCCGGUGCCGGUAGACGAAGAGAGUGCGGCGCCGGCGCCGGCGGACGAAGAUAAUGCGGCACCGGCGCCGGUGGACGAAGCGAGAAAAGACGUGGACGUUGAACUGGAUGCGGCAGCGGGGGAAGAGGAAGGGGCGCGUGUGGGCGAGCCGGAGCGGACGCGCGAAGAGCUCGAGCGGAUGGUCAUGGAGCUCAGCCUCCAGAACGAGAACCUAAAGUCCCAGAUCGCCGUCGCUCAGCAGCCGGCGAGCAACGAGGAGACCGGAGGAGACAAGGGGAAGGAGGAGGACUCAGAGCUCGUUAGAAGCUUGAAGGAGCAGGUCGAGAAGCUGAAUAAGGAGGUUCAGGAGCAGAAGCAGACGCAGAAGGUCGCGGAGGCAGCCCUCGAGCACGUCAAUGUGGCCUACGCCGAGGCGGAUGGCAAGUUGCAGGAGCUCACGGUGAAGCUCACAGAAGCUCAACAGAAAAUGGAAAAAGAGCUAAAAGAACGAGAUGAAAAAUAUGUUGAGCUGGAUACCAAGUUCCAGAGGCUUCACAAGCGUGCAAAACAACGUAUACAAGAUAUACAGAAGGAAAAAGAUGAUCUGGAAGCCCGGUUUAAUGAAAUUAAUCAGAAGGCUGAGCAAGCUGCUUCUCUGCAACUAGCGGCACAGCAGGAACUGGAACGUGCUCGUCACCAGGCCAGUGAGGCUUUACGUGCAAUGGAUGCUGAAAGACAGCAAUUGCGGACUGUGAACAGCAAGUUGAGAUCUAACUUUGAUGACACACGUCUUGCUUUGGAGGCCAGGAAUAAUGCCCUUGAAAAGUUGCAACAGUCAAUACUUGAAAAAGAGCAGAUGCUAGAACAAAUCCAAGGAUCAAUGCAAUCUGCGGAAGAAAAGAGGCAUGCAUCAGUUUCAGAGCUUGCUGCUAAGCACCAGAAGCAAUUAGAGAGCUUGGAGGCACAGCUAGCUGAGGUUUCUGCAGAGAGGACAAAGGCAUCUGAAACGAUUCAAUCACUACAGAUGCUACUCACAGAGAAAGAUUCAGAAAUAACUGAAAUUGAAGCAGCAUCAACUGGUGAAGCUGCCCGGCUUAGAGCUACCUUGGAGGAGGUUAAAGGCGAACUUGCUCAUUUAAAGGGCCAACAUGAAAAAGAAAGGCAAAGCUGGGAAGCAACAUGUGAAUCCCUUAGGGCAAAAUUGGAAGCAUCAGAAAGUGCAUGCCUUAGAUCUGAGGUAGAAGCUGCCAAAUCUAGAAGUCAAUUGGAGUUAGAAUUGUCAACACAAAAUCAAUUGCUACAAACCAAAGAUUGUGAUCUAAUGGCUGCAAAGGACGAGAUUAGUCGACUGGAAAGUGAUUUUUCUGCGUACAAGAUCCGUGCACAUGCACUUCUGCAAAAGAAGGAUGCUGAGCUGACCGCAGCUCAAAACUCAGAUUUUCUUAAAGCACAUGAAGAGGCAAUAAAGGAAGUUGAAAAGGAGGUGACAGCUGCCCUGGAAGAACGGGAUGAAGCCAUCCAGGCCCUUCAAGCUGCUCAAUCCAGACACAGUGAAGAGAUCGAGGCGAGGGAUUUGGCUCUUGCUGAUGUGGACAAAAAACUAAAGGAUGUCAUAAAAAAAUUAGAUUCUGUUAGUUCUCAAUUUCUCUCAGAAAAAGAAUCAUGGGAGAAAAACUUGGCAAGUGUAGAGGAAAACUGGAGAUUAAAAUGCGAGUCUAUGAAGGAUCAGAGUAAUGGUCAUGCUGAAGACCACCUUCAAAAGAACAUAGGGGCACUAACAUUGAAAUAUGAAAAAUUGAAGGAAGAGCAUGAAUCGUUCCGUGAUAUUUCUGAUAGAAUGAUUGAAGAGAAGGAACAUGAGAUAGCUAAACUCCUCAAGGAAAACAAGGAUCUUCGGCAUUCUUUAGAUGAUAAAGCAGCAGUCAGCAACAAUGAUAGUCAAAGUCCAGGGCAUGUUAAACAGGAUGUACUUAGUAUUGAAUUAGCUGAGCAGCAAAUUCUGCUUCUUGCACGACAGCAAGCACAAAGGGAAGAAGAAUUGGGUCAGUCACAGAGGCAUAUCUUGGCACUUCAACAAGAAAUUGAGGAGCUUGAGCGUGAAAACCGUCUUCAUGAUCAACAGGAGGCGAUAUUGAAGACUGAGCUCCGCAAUAUGGAGAGAUCGCAAAAGCGAGAAGGAAUAGAUAUGACAUACCUAAAAAAUGUGAUCUUAAAGCUUCUUGAAACCGGGGAAGUGGGGGCCUUGCUGCCUGUGGUUGCGACGCUUCUACAGUUCAGCCCUGACGAGCUCAAUAAAUGCCAAAAUGGUGUCCUCUCAAAUGUGGCUUCAUCACCAGCUACUGCAUUGCUGGAUGGUGGAUCCACACCAAACUCGUUCUUUGGACGAUUCACAUUCUAGUAGAGGUUCAGGACGUUGCUUUUGAAGAUUCACAUUGUAGCCAAGAGGUAGAUUCACAUUCGCAAGGUGAUCCAGAACCCUAGCAUGUCAUUUUACUGAUUCUAGAAGGUGAUAUUCAUUUAUUAUUUGCAGGCUUCUCAUCUCUUUCACCUUUUGUAAACUAGUGUAUAUAAACUAUAUAACUAUAUAUACUUGUGCUACGAGAAAUUUAUGCUCAGAGUGAAACAGAAGUACUAGUAGGAUCGGCAGCUCAUGUUUUGUUCAAGGAAAAUCACUGUAGAAACCGUUGUAUGAUUACAUUGAACAACGUCGAGCAUUCGAGAAUCAUACUACUGUGGAAAAAAUGAGUUCGCCUCGGUGCAGUGUUUUCUUU